AUGGUGAAGUUCCUGCUGCUCGCUCUUGUGUUAGGUGUGUCCUGUGCACAUCAUAACAAUCCUGACAUCACUCCCUCAGAGGUAUCGGGAAAUUGGCGCACCCUUUACAUAGGUGCAGAUAAUGUGGAGAAGGUACUCAAAGAUGGACCUUUGAGAGCUUAUUUUAAGCACAUGGAGUGCAGUGACGAAUGCCAGACACUCACAAUCACAUUCAAUGUCAAGGUGGAAGGCGAGUGCCAGACACACACAGUUGUGGGAAGAAAAGAGAAAGAUGACCUGUAUAUGACAGACUACUCUGGUAAAAAUUAUUUUCAAGUUGUAAAGAAGUCAGAUGACAUCAUCAUCUUUCACAAUGUUAAUGUUGACAACAGUGGAAAGGAGACAAAUGUGAUUUUGGUUGCUGGGAAAGAAGAGAGUCUGAGCAAAGCACAGAAACAGGAGCUUAAGGAGCUGGCCAACAAAUUCAAUAUUCCAAAUGAGAAUAUCCAGCACUUGGAGCCCACAGACACUUGUCAUCAAUAAAGACCCUGUAUGGCUUCACAGAUGACAGCAAGAUCAGGAGUAUUUCCCACAUCACUUUUUCCGUGAAAACAGAAUCAUGACAAUGAAGAUAACUCACCUUUCAUUUUUUCUUUUCAUCUUGCCUAUGAAGCCCGAAUCUCUGAAGCAAGAUUAUCUCUGCUUCAUGGAUUUUCUUCCCAUCCUCCUACCAUAGUACUGACUCUUCCACUGAUUAAAUAAAUUGAUUUCUCAUGCAUACAUUUCUGUCUUCAAUCAGCAUGAUAUAAUAAUAACCAACAAACAAAAAUAUGCACUCCACUCUAACUAUUAAAAAAUAUUCUACUUUGGGAUGACUAGUUCAGAGAAGUAAUUGCCAUUGCAAAUGACCUGGGUUCAGUUCCUAUCAACCACAUGGCAGUGCACAAACAUCUGUAACUCUAACUCGAGGGAAAUCUGCACCCUCUUCUGGACUCCACAGGUACUGCAUCCAACUGGUUCACAUACUCUUAAACAGACACACAAAUUAAAAAAUAAAAUAAAUCUUUUAAAAAAUGUGAUUAACCAGGCAAGGUGGUGCAUACUGUUAAUUCCAGGACUUGGGAAGCAGAGGAAGGUGUAUUUCUGUGAGUUCAAGGCCAUCAUGGUCUAUAUAUUGAGUUCUAGGACAGCCAGGGCUACAUAGUGAGACCUUGUCUUGAAACAAAUCAAAAUGUAAAUCAAUAAAAAAUAAGAUA
Messenger RNA from Peromyscus californicus insignis, 1235 nucleotides. RefSeq names its product odorant-binding protein-like. The record is from RefSeq and is a predicted model, not a curated record. Gene Ontology annotation, molecular function: odorant binding; small molecule binding. The transcript has 7 exons. Lineage: Eukaryota; Metazoa; Chordata; Mammalia; Rodentia; Cricetidae. The coding region runs from base 1 to 522 and encodes 173 amino acids.